Gopherus flavomarginatus (Mexican gopher tortoise) is the source of this 1471-nucleotide messenger RNA. RefSeq names its product olfactory receptor 14A16-like. Gene Ontology annotation, molecular function: olfactory receptor activity; odorant binding; G protein-coupled receptor activity. The record is from RefSeq and is a predicted model, not a curated record. Gene Ontology annotation, cellular component: membrane. Bases 429 to 1454 code for a protein of 341 amino acids. Gene Ontology annotation, biological process: G protein-coupled receptor signaling pathway. The transcript is spliced from 4 exons. Lineage: Eukaryota; Metazoa; Chordata; Testudines; Testudinidae.
UCCCAGAUGGAUUCCUGGCUCCCUUUGGGAGCACAGAGUGGGUGUGAGGGUUUCCCAGCACCAUCGUGAGUCAGGAAGCAGAACAGCCAUGCCUUGGGCAUUGGGUCAGGGACAUGGUCUUUGGAGAGAUAGUCUCUGAGGGGCAGAGAAGAUCCUUCCUGGAGGUGGUGCUGCUGGCCAUCUACGGCCCCCUGCUGCACCUCAGCCCGGCUGGGCUGGUCCUAGCCUUAUCCAUCCUGGGGGAAGCUGCCCAACUGACCGGGACAAGGUGAAGAGGCUGGAUUAGGCUCAGGUGAUUGGGGGUGGAACCCAGGGCCUGUGACCUCUAGGCCCUGGAAAGUCAUUCCCAUCCCAUUCCAUUGCCAUUUGGUGUCUGAAAAGCAGCAAGAGGAGGAUCAAAUGCAUCACAAGUUGAGGAAAAGUCCACAAUGACCAGCACUCCAUCACAUGAUGUACUGAGGAAGAAAAUGUCCAACCAAACCACCGUGACCGAGUUCCUUCUCCUGGGAUUCUCUGAUGUUCGGGAGCUGCAGAUUUUACACUUCACCAUGUUUCUAGUGAUUUACCUAGCAGCCCUGAUGGGGAAUCUUCUCAUCAUCAUAGUUGUUGUCCUCAACCACCAUCUUCACACCCCCAUGUACUUCUUCCUGAUGAAUUUGUCCAUCCUAGACAUCGGCUCCAUCUCUGUCACUGUCCCCAAAUCCAUGGCCAAUUCCCUCAUGAACAUCAGGUCAAUUUCUUAUUCUGGAUGUGUUGCCCAAGUCUUUCUCUUUGUCUUUUUUGUUUCAGCUGAUCUUGUUUUAUUGACCGUCAUGGCGUACGACCGAUAUGUCGCCAUCUGCCAACCGUUGCACUAUGAGAGAGUGAUGAACAGGAGAGCUUGUGUCCAAAUGGCAGCUGGUGUCUGGAUCAGUGUUUUUCUCUACUCUGUGCUGCACACUGGAAUCACGUUUGCAAUAUCCUUCUGUGGAGGAAACGUGGUGGAUCAGUUCUUCUGUGAAAUCCCCCAGCUCCUCAAGCUCGCCUGCUCUGACUUGUACCUCAGUGAAACUGGGGCUAUUGCUUUUAGUGUGUGCUUAGGCUUAAGCUGCUUUGUUUUUAUAAUUGUGUCUUAUGUUCAGAUCUUCAAAACAGUGCUGAGAAUCCCCUCUGAGGGGGGCCAGCAUAAAGCCUUCUCCACCUGCCUGCCUCAUCUCACCGUGGUGUCCUUGUUCUUUUGCACUGCCACCUUUGCCUACAGUAAUCCCACCUCCAGCUCAACAUCAGGUCUGGAUCUCGUGGUGGCUGUUCUCUAUUCCGUGCUGCCAGCAGUAAUGAAUCCGAUCAUCUACAGCAUGAGGAACAAGGAGAUCAAAGCUGCAUUGAGGAAAUUGAUAGCAUUGAGGACAUUCACUAGAAAUAAACUGUCCAUUUUUUUCCCUUUGGUUGUGAUUUCAUUCCAUGUUUCUGUAUAAAUGUAAUCCUCCGAUGA